Molecule: messenger RNA, 1188 nt
Organism: Cladophialophora immunda
Lineage: Eukaryota; Fungi; Ascomycota; Eurotiomycetes; Chaetothyriales; Herpotrichiellaceae
Product: S-methyl-5-thioribose-1-phosphate isomerase
Exons: 2
Coding region: 1-1188 (395 amino acids)
Molecular function (GO): S-methyl-5-thioribose-1-phosphate isomerase activity
Source: RefSeq, a predicted model, not a curated record
AUGGUACUGCAGGCCAUACAGUAUGAGCCAGCUUCGGCCGAUUCCUCUCCGACCCUGCGAAUUCUCGAUCAGCUCGUCUUACCGCACCGAACGAGCUAUGUUCCGAUCAGAAGCUGCGAAGAAGCGCACGCUGCGAUCAAACAGAUGAAAGUCCGUGGGGCACCAGCAAUUGCCAUUGUGGCCGCGCUGGCGCUUGCUGUCGAGGUGGGGGGUGCAGCCAAGACAGGGAAACUGCCUGCAACUCCUGAAGAGGUUAAGGACAGUAUAGGUCAGCGAUUGGACUUUCUCAAAACGAGCAGGCCGACGGCCGUUAAUCUGGGGGAUGCGGUCGGCAAGCUCAAGAUCGUGGCAAAGAAGGCCACAUUGCAGCCUGGGGCGUCGGCGGAGUCCGUUGCUCAAGCCUAUGUUGCUGCUGCAGAACGGAUGCUGGUGGACGAUGUCUCGGACAACAAGGCAAUCGGGGAACACGGAGCCCGUUGGAUUGAGGAGAACACCGCGGCAGGGAGGAAAAGGAAAGCAGACAGAAGUCAGGAGAUUGCAAUUCUGACACAUUGCAACACUGGGUCUCUGGCGACUGCAGGGUAUGGCACGGCGCUUGGUGUUAUCAGGUCUCUGAGGGCCGCCGACAUGCUCACCCGAGCAUACUGCUCAGAGACCCGGCCGUACAACCAAGGUUCCCGAUUGACAGCAUAUGAGCUGGUCCACGAUGAGAUCCCGGCCACGCUUAUCACAGACUCGAUGGCAUGUGCACUCAUGGCAAGAGAAGGAGAUCGUCUGGCGGCCAUCGUCGUUGGAGCCGACCGCGUGGCGGCGAAUGGUGACACGGCCAACAAAAUCGGAACGCAUUCUCUCGCUGUACUUGCCGGCCAUCACGGGGUAAAAUUUUUGGUUGCCGCCCCUAGGACCACCAUCGAUCGAGACACGGCUUCGGGCAUGGACAUUGUCAUCGAGGAGAGAGCACCGGAAGAGGUAACGAGGAUCAAAGGCCCCAGAGUUACAGCGGACGGAAAGCUACUUCUGGACGAAGGUUCAGAGAUGGUGAGCACGGCUGCGGUUGGAAUUGAUGUAUGGAAUCCUGCUUUUGAUGUGACCCCAGCAGAGCUCAUUGAUGGGGUCGUCACCGAGGUCGGAGUGGUUGAGAAGGUAGAUGGGAAGUUCAAUUUCGACCCCAUCUUCCCCCAGCCCUGA